Messenger RNA from Psammomys obesus (fat sand rat), 5831 nucleotides. It is a transcript of the gene Gmeb1, whose product is annotated as glucocorticoid modulatory element binding protein 1. Gene Ontology annotation, molecular function: RNA polymerase II cis-regulatory region sequence-specific DNA binding; DNA-binding transcription activator activity, RNA polymerase II-specific. NCBI's taxonomy places the organism in Eukaryota, Metazoa, Chordata, Mammalia, Rodentia, Muridae. The transcript is spliced from 11 exons. The record is from RefSeq and is a predicted model, not a curated record. The coding region runs from base 1199 to 2887 and encodes 562 amino acids. Gene Ontology annotation, biological process: positive regulation of transcription by RNA polymerase II. Gene Ontology annotation, cellular component: nucleus.
AAGUCCUCGCGGAGGGCCCGGGGGGAGCCGGGGUACCCCCCCAAGUGCGGGGUCUGGCGGCUCGGGCCUGACGCCGAGGGGCUGGGUCGCGCCCGGGGGAGGGGUCGGCGCGCCCGAGGUGGCGGUGGUGCUGAGUGUAGGGAGUGCGGUCCAGCCUUGGCCAGGGGGAAAAGGCCUCGGCCACCGGACCUAGGGACCAGGAGGCAGGUCCUUUCGAGUGCUAGGGGAGGAAGGAGCGCCCUUCCCAAGAUGAGGGCCUGUAGGAAGGAGAAGGGUCCACCCGAGGGCUUCAAAUCUGGGGUACCUCCGGUCUCCAGGUGGAGAGCAGGGUGGUCCUCUGCCUCGGGGAAUGAGGGGAACCUGUGGUUAUGAGGGGUGCUGAGAAUUAUGGCUGGGAAGAGGGUACCCCUUGCUUUCAGAAAUGACGGGGAAAUUGGCCAGGUGUCCUCUAGCUGAAAGAAAAGAGAAAUGAGGGCAGGAUCUUACCCAAGGGUCUUGACCUAGGGAUCAGAGGAAGGAAGGCCUGGCUGUCCAAGGAGCAGGGAAACCUUGAACUUUCUUAAUGAGACCUGUCAUGGUGUCUAGGAGAACCAGGAAGAGUCUGGAGAUUCUUCCCAUCUGCCCAGCCUUUGCCUUGGCUAGUGUGAUGGAACCUUUUCAUAAGGGUUUGGGCCUAUCGCUCCUAAUUUUUCAGUCAUAAAAUAACUUGUUUUUCAUUUAUACUUAGUUAUGCUUAAUCAAGUUCAGUGAUUAACUACAUUCUCCUGAGCUUCAAUAGGGUUAGUUUGGGCCCUGUUUUGUUUCCUUAGAUUCUAGAGGGAUGGAUAACUUAAAAAAAAAAAAAAAAACAUAUCCAUUUAUUCCUCCAAACACUUACUUAGAAUUUUCCAAUUUGUGAUCCAUAUAGAAAUUCAUUUCCUUUGGAUACUUCCUGCAAAAGUUCUGGGUAAUGACCUUGGAUUUAUUAUAUAGGAAAACGAAGCAUGGUGGGAAACGAGCACAGACAAACCUAAUGAAGGAAGUCACUGGAAGGCCUUUCCAAGGGAGCGGUGCUUCAGAUACCUCCAAAGGGUUAACAGAGAGUAGCCGGAAGGAAGGGACAGAUGAGAGGCACAGUCCAGGAAAUGCUGCAUGUUUGAGAACUGGAAACAGUGACGGGAUCCCACAGCAGCCCCAGCUAGCUGACUUCAUGUGAAAGAUGGCUAAUGCAGAAGUGAGUGUCCCAGUGGGAGAUGUGGUUGUGGUCCCCACUGAAGGAAAUGAAGGGGAGAACCCUGAAGACACUAAAACUCAAGUGAUCUUGCAGCUGCAGCCUGUGCAACAAGGGAUUUAUGAAGCCGGGUCAGAGAACAACGCAGCAGUUGUAGCUGUUGAAGCCCACACAAUACACAAAAUUGAAGAAGGAAUUGAUGCAAGCAGUAUAGAAGCGAACGAGGAUAUGGAAAUUGCUUACCCUAUAACCUGUGGAGAGAGUAAAGCUAUCCUCCUCUGGAAGAAGUUUGUGUGUCCAGGCAUAAAUGUGAAGUGCGUGAAGUUCAAUGAUCAGUUGAUCAGCCCCAAGCAUUUUGUUCAUCUGGCUGGCAAGUCCACUCUGAAGGACUGGAAGAGAGCCAUCCGUCUAGGUGGCAUCAUGCUCAGGAAAAUGAUGGAUUCUGGACAAAUCGAUUUUUACCAGCAUGACAAGGUUUGCUCCAAUACCUGCAGGAGCACCAAGUUUGACCUUCUCAUCAGCAGCGCCAGGGCUCCAGUGCCAGGACAGCAGACAAGUGUGGUGCAGACCCCCACCUCGGCCGAUGGUAACAUCACCCAGAUCGCCAUCUCAGAGGAGAGCAUGGAAGAGGCCGGGCUGGAGUGGAACUCAGCUCUCACUGCCGCUGUCACCAUGGCCACAGAGGAGGGCACAAAGAAAGACUCAGAAGAAAUUUCAGAGGACACUUUGAUGUUCUGGAAGGGGAUAGCUGAUGUAGGGUUGAUGGAGGAGGUCAUCUGCAACAUACAAAAGGAAAUAGAAGAGCUUCUCAGGGGUGUUCAACAGCGGCUCAUCCAGGCUCCCUUCCAGGUCACAGACGCUGCUGUUCUGAACAACGUGGCGCAUACAUUUGGCCUCAUGGACACAGUCAGGAGAGUUUUGGACAACAGACGGAAACAAGUAGAGCACGGAGAGGAACAGUUUCUCUAUACACUGGCAGAUUUGGAACGGCAGUUGGAAGAGCAAAAAAAGCAAUCCCAAGAUCCCAGACUGAAAUCUCAGACAGUUCAAAAUGUGGUACUAAUGCCUGUGAGCACCCCAAAGCCUCCAAAAAGACCCCGGCUCCAGCGGCCAGCCUCCACCACCGUCCUGAGCCCUUCUCCUGUCCAGCAGCCUCAGUUUACUGUCAUCUCACCCAUCACCAUCACCCCCGUGGGCCAGUCAUUCUCCAUGGGCAAUAUUCCAGUGGCUACCCUCAGCCAGGGCUCCAGUCCUGUGACUGUGCACACACUGCCUUCUGGCCCUCAGCUCUUCCGCUAUGCCACAGUGGUUUCCUCUGCCAAGAGCAACUCAUCAGACGCAGUGACCAUCCACCCUUCAUCAAGCUUGGCACUGCUGAGUUCCACCUCUAUGCAGGAUGGGAGUACCCUGGGCAAUAUGGCCACCAUGGUAAGCCCUGUGGAGCUGGUGGCCAUGGAGUCUGGCCUGACUUCAGCAAUCCAGGCUGUUGAAAGCACCUCAGAGGAUGGGCAGACCAUCAUUGAAAUUGACCCAGCCCCAGACCCUGAGGCUGAAGACCCUGAGGGCAAAGCAGUCAUCUUGGAGACAGACCUGAGGACUGAGGAGAAAGUGGUGGCCGAAAUGGAAGAACACCAGCAUCAGGUCCACAAUGUGGAGAUUGUGGUCUUGGAGGACUAACUGGGGAUGGGGCCAAGAGCUAUGUUUUGGUUUGGAAUUUUAAUUAUGUUUAUUUUUAUCAUUGUCCCAUUCAUUUCCACAUAGAACCUUUUUUUAAAAAAAAAAAAACAAAAAACAAACUACAAAAUCUUGUUGUAACUGAAAAUGUUGGGUUCCUCCUACCGUCUCAUUGACAAAAGGACAGAACAAGCUACCUUUCCAGAAGUUAGGAACAGGUCACCCAGUGUCCAGAUCAUCUUUCCCGAGGAAGGUCUUGCUUUAAGGGGAGGUGUCAAAAUAACCAGGAACCCUUUCCAGAAUAGUCUGUGUACACAUGAUGGUUUCAUUCUUGUAAAGGUGCAUUGACCAAACUCUGGAACACAGAUCUGACACCAGAAGAUGACCCGCUCUCCUCUGUACCCUGGAUACAGCCUCAGAGGCUGGUGCAAAACUCUGAAACAAGAGGAAGUUGACUGCUCAGAGCAGAAAGGAGCAUGCCAUCAGCAGCUUAGAGAGGGAAGUGCUUUGACAAGGAGGGGCCAAGGAAUGGCCUUAGGAGGGUUCUCUGAUCCCCUCGAGCUUUCUGAGGGAUGGGUACCAUUUUGAGAAAAGGCCAGUGGCAUGCAGAAGGGCGUGCCACUUCUGCAUGUGACAAUCAAGGGAUUGUCACAGCUGUGCUUUUGGGCUAGCUCUCCUCGCCCCCAGCCUUGUCAAAGCCCUUGCCCUCCUCACCGUGGAUCAUUAGUCCAUUCCUUUGCAGAUUGGGAUGUGGUAUAAAUUGUUCUCGUUCUUGGACUGUGGCUGUCAUGAGAGUGGGGCUCCAAGGUCAUCACUUCUGUUUCUUGACUCCAGGAAUGGCAGAGUUCCUCAUGCAGACCAGCUGCUAUUUUUGGUGGAACCCUGCAUGCAAGUGUGUGUGUGUGUGUGUGUGUCCGUGUGUGUGUGUCCAUGUUUUGGCUUUGGAACCAAAAGCAUUCAUUCUCUUGGUGCUUCCCCUUAUCUUCAUCCUUCAGUCUCCUGGCUCCCACGCUCUGCAGCUUUUUGGCAGAUUGGGAGAGCAGUGCCAGGUGCCUGCCUGCCUUCACUCCCUUUGAGAUCCGCUUCUACAGUUUAUACCACAGAUGUUCCUGUGAGAUACUGAACUCAUAAAACGACUUAGGUUUGGCAGGGAAGACUGGUAACACCCCCAGCCUUUCCUGAGGCACAGACUACAUGUCUCCUGAGUGAGUGAGCUCCCUGGGAAAGAAACAUUAUGACAUUAUAAGAAAUAUAACAGGAGUGUCAGUAAUGUCUGGGGCGGGCUUUUUCCUAAAUGUUGCCUGGACAUUUAGAACUUUUUCACUUUCUGUGCUGUGAUCCCAUCUCCUUGACCCUCUUCAGUGUUUGGGGAAGAGUGGACAAUUUCUGAUUUCUUAAACUGUGUUGUUUACUGUGGUGGGGAAAAUACAAACCUGCUCUGGCUGACUUAAAGAAUGGGUCAGAUGAGCAUACAUCUUAGGAGUUGGAGGAUUUAUUAUUAUCAUUAAAAGUAAAAAUUUGACUUUAGUUUCUUAAAAAAAAAUAGAGAAGGAUGCUUACUUAACCCCAUCUUCCCACCUGCAGAUUCUGGAGACUUUGUAAAGCAACUGACAACUAUCUCUCCCAUCUUACAUGGCCAUAAGCAGCCAGGGAAGCCCUCACUGCUCUUUCUAAAGACCCUUAACAGUGGAAUUUCUGUUGAUGGGCUCAGUGGUGAAUGCCUAUAAUCCCAGCACUCUGGGAGGCAGAGUCAGGAGGAUCUCUGUGAGUUUGAGACUAGCCUGGUCUACAAAGUGAGUUCAGGAUAGCCAAGGCUACACAGAGAAACCCUGUCUUGAAAAACAACAAACCAAAACAAAAAGAGAAGUAUUUAUGAACUCUCUUCAGAUUUGUUUCAGCUUUAAAACUGGACUUUUCUUUUCAGGAUAUUUAACUGGCUGGGGACAAAGCUCAGUUGGUAAAGCGCUCACCUUAGCAUGAAAGCUUGGGUCCAGUCUCCAGCGUGAAAUUAGCUGGUACCGGCCACAUACCUUUGAUCCUAACACUUGGGAAGUGGAAAUAGGAGGCUUAGAAAUUCAAGGUCAUUCUCAGCUAUAUAGCAGGUUCAAGACUGACAUGGGCUACAUAAAAUCAUGUCUCAAAAAAAAUUCUGUUUAGAACAAGUUCUUGGUCUCUUACACAUUUUUAGUGAAGAAAGUGGAAUUUAUUUCUGACUUCCUUAGAUUUUUGUUAAUCUAUAGGAAUCUUUAUUACACUUAUUUAUCCGUGUGUGUGUGUGUGUGUGUGUGUGUGUGUGUGUGUGUGUGUGUGUUGGAAAGCUUGCUCUGGUGUAUAUGUGGAGGUCGGAGAACAACCUGCAGGAAUCAAUUCUCGCCUUCCAUCAGUGGGUCCUGAGAAUUGAACUCAGGUUGCCAGGCUUGGUUGCAAGCACUCUUAUCCACUGAGCCAUCUUGCCAGUCCUAAGUUACUUGAACCUAGAAAGCCACAUCUCAUUCCUGUUGUGCUCUCUAUGAAGUCAUUUAUCUUUCUCACAGAUGGGGAGGACCAAUUCAGGACACGGGAGCCCUAGAGAAUAGAUACAGGCUCGCUCAGGCCCUUUCUUUUGCAUUCAUCUCAGCUGUUGUAGCAUUAAAGGCCCUGUGAGCAUCAUGCUUCCAAAGUCAGAUUUCCUUCACGAGACAGAGCCUGUUUUACUUUAAACACUUUUUGGCAGGUGGAUUACAUGAGCUUUGCUGUUUUCCUAGUCUUCCAGUUGCUGUCAUUGUGAGCUGCUGUGGUGUUUGUGAGGAUGAGAUCUCCCACAGCCCUGGUCUAGAUGACUUCAGAUGGGGUGAUAACACUUGCAAGUUACUGAUAUGUGAAUAGGCAGUUGCAAUGAAAUUACUCCUCAGGCUGACUUGAUGGUAGCUAUCUUUUCUCCAGCCUUUCAUUAAAUAAACAUUUCUAA